CAAGCGCGUAGGCGUACCUGUUGCGUGAACGCCUUUAUAAAUGGUGAUUUGACGCUAAACGUUACCGCAGCAUUCCCACGCAGCGCGAACUCGCACGAAUUCGGCGCGCGCGUUGCCGCAUCCCCUCAAACCUCAAACCAGCAAAAAAGCAGCAAAACGCUGCGCGCGAGCCGACGCAGCCGCAGCGCUGGAUUAGAAGAAGCAGAGAUGCACUAACAUGCCGUCGUCGUCGCUUCAGCUCGUGCCGACCGCCAGCGCGGACGAUCUGCGCGCCGCGGCGCCGGCCGCACGCGACGACGAGGACAGCGACGACGAGCCCGACCUCACGCACGAGUGCUUCAAACUCAUGGUCCUCGUGGGUUUAAUUGUUGCGCUCGUGCUCCUGAACAAGGAGGUCGGCGCCGCGCUCCUGACGAUGAAGAACUGGCUGCUCAAGCACAUCCCGCUCUACGCCUACUUUCUAGGCUACGUGGCCGUCCAGGGCUGUCGGCGGCUACUGCCGCCGCUGUACUACGCGAUGCCCAUCGGCCUGUUGACGAUAUUCUAUCUGGUCGCGCGGCUCGGGUGGCUGCGGGCCGGCUUCCUGUACCAGGCCUGGCAGAUGCUCGACUGCGUCUGGUUCGUGGGCAUCCGCUACGUCUACACCGACAAGGUCGCGCUCGUGCUGGACAAGAGUCGCGAGGGCAAGAAGAUUCGGAAAUAUCUCCCGAGGGACGUCGUCCGGUUGCUGCGCGUGCUGGACAGGGAGUGGAAGCGUAGGAUAUCCACCGGAGACUACUCCGUCGCGUGGCGCGUCGUGACGGUGGCAUUAUUAGGAAGUGCGUAUGGCUGCGACGAGAUGGUCACGCUCUACUUCCUCGCGACGCGCUGCGACGCGUCGCUGGCCUUCUUUGCCGUCGCUUGGCUCGCGACGCAGCUCCUGCAGCUGCCGUCGGCGCUCGUGCGGGCCUACACGGUGCAGUCCUUCGUGGGGGCGUCGGCGGCCGUGUGGAAAUCAACCAGUAGUGAGUUGGGUUAUCCUGAACGCCAUCGAGCAGACGCAGGAAUGGAGCAGAUGCAGUUACGGGGACGACGUCGCGUCGAUGGCGUUGGGCGCCCAAAAUUUGAUUUCCACGCAGGUUGGCGGAGGACGACUGGGGCAUCCUGGGCAGCGCCUUCCGGAAAGCGCCCGUCGCGUUGGUCGUCGUCUGGGUCGUGGUCGCAGUCGUGGCCACCGUCGCGGUCCACUCGGUGCACUGCAAGUUGUUGUGGGACCACGCGCCCGCAAGCCCGCGUUCCCCGCGGACGGCUCGGCGCGCGGAGCUCGUCGCGCGCCAGCGCCGAGACCUGUCGCCCUAGACGCAUGUUGUCGUGAC
Messenger RNA from Pelagomonas calceolata, 1355 nucleotides. The record is from the annotation of a GenBank genome assembly. Lineage: Eukaryota; Pelagophyceae; Pelagomonadales; Pelagomonadaceae.